Molecule: messenger RNA, 1191 nt
Organism: Fragaria vesca subsp. vesca
Lineage: Eukaryota; Viridiplantae; Streptophyta; Magnoliopsida; Rosales; Rosaceae
Product: gibberellin 3-beta-dioxygenase 3-like
Exons: 3
Coding region: 79-1041 (320 amino acids)
Molecular function (GO): dioxygenase activity
Source: RefSeq, a predicted model, not a curated record
GUGUGCCAGAUUUUAAUUCCCUCCUUCACAGUAUCCAAACGUUCACCCAGUGCUUGAAAAGCCUAUAUAUACCAAGAUAUGGGUUCUGAUCAUCAUCAAGUGCCCCUAAAGCUUCCGGUCCUAGAUUUCUCAAACAAGGAAUCUCUGAAUCCUGGCACCAACUCAUGGCUCUCUGCACGCAAACAUGUUCAAGGAGCACUCGAAGAGUUUGGCUGCUUUGUAGUUUUGUACGACGGAAUCUCUCCGGACUUCCGCAACACUUUGUUAGCUACUAUGCAAGAGUUGUUUGAUCUCCCUACUAAAACCAAAAUGACAAACAAAUAUGAGGCUAAACCCUUAAAUGGGUAUGUUGGGCAAAUUCCCAAACUCCCUCUCCAUGAAAGCAUGGGCAUCGAUAAUGCCACUUCUCUGGAGGAAACUCAGAGAUUCACUGAGCUCAUGUGGCCAGGUGGAAAUGAUAACUUUUGUGAAAGUGUAUAUUCGUUUGCCAAAGUAGCAGAAGAGCUGGAUAAAAUGGUGACUAGAAUGAUAUUUGAGAGCUAUGGCGUGGAGAAGUGUUAUGACUCUUAUGUUGGGUCCAUCACUUAUCUUCUUCGACUGUUGAAGAACAAAUUGCCUCAAGAAAACCAACCUAAUCUUGGCUUUGUCCCUCACACUGACAAGAGCUUCACAACCAUACUUUACCAGAACAAUCAGGUUCAUGCUUUGGAGAUUGAAACAAGAAACCAUGAAUGGUUUAAGGUUGAGUUUCCACCUUCAUCCUUUAUAGUCAUGGCGGGUGAUGCACUAAUGGCAUGGAGUAAUGACAGAAUAUUAUCUCCGAACCACCGAGUUGUUAUGAGCACUGGGCAUGAAACGGAAGCAAGAUACUCUAUGGCACAAUUUGCAUUUAGCAAUGGCGAGAUCCGAGUGCCUGAUGAGCUUGUUGACGACCAACACCCCUUACGGUACAAGCCUUUCGAUCAUGUCGGGUUACUACGUUUCUUUCGUACUGCUGAAGACAACUCGAACUCUGCUAUAAAAGCCUAUUGUGGUGUUUGAAAACUUUGUAUAUAGCACUCUAAUAAGUAAUGUGUUCUUAUUUCAAGGUUUGCUAGUUUGUUUGAAUUAUGAGAAUGUACUAAUUAUCGUUGUUGUUGUGUGGCUAUUUUCCUUCUAUAUGUAUGUUGUCUUUUUAUCGAUGUAAUAAAC